CGCAGGGUCCCCGCCCCGCCCGCGCCACGCGCCAGGGUGUGCACACGCGUCCAGCCGGUAACCCGCGGGAAGAGGAGCCAGCGGGAGCCGGGGUGCAGAGGCCUGUGGGCUGCGGGACCCCUCAAAAAGCCAAAGCAGCCGGUCUACUCCUUGGGGAAUUUUAACAACGAAAAGAGGAGGAGGAGCUGGCCUCUCACCUUUCCGCACCCUUCCGGGCCAUCACACCACGCUUACCUGCGCAGCAUAAUCCCUUUCUUCCUGGCCUCCUCAGCCUCUGCCUGUGCAGCCUGCUCUCCCCACAGCAGCUCAAGGGGCCAGGAGAACCCGACUCACAGAACAUCCCUCCUCUGCCUAGAAUCCUUAAAGUUCCCUCCUCACUCAGAAAAAAGCCCAAUUCCUCCCUGGGGAUAGUGGCACAUACCUGUCAUCCCACUACUCAGGAGGCUGAGGCAGGAGGAUUACUGCAAGGCAAGGCCAGCCUGGACUACAUAGCAAGAUCCUGUCACAAAAACUAAACAAGCAAACAAAAAAAUCUGAAAAGCCCCUCACUCUUGAAAAUCAAGGCAGGAUAUCUGUGACCCUUCCCCUGGCUUCAUCUCCCUCUAAUUGUCUACCUAACUCUUUUUGUUUUUGUUUUUGUUUUUAUUUAUUGAGACAGGGUCUCGCUGUGUAGUCCAGGC
Chinchilla lanigera (long-tailed chinchilla) is the source of this 680-nucleotide messenger RNA. RefSeq names its product translation initiation factor IF-2-like. NCBI's taxonomy places the organism in Eukaryota, Metazoa, Chordata, Mammalia, Rodentia, Chinchillidae. The record is from RefSeq and is a predicted model, not a curated record.